GAAUUCUACUAAUUGUCAUCCCCACUUCAAAAUAUAAAAUAAAAUAAAGAGAAAACAGACACACUAUUACAGCUAUAUAUACACUGUCUCUUGACCACAAUAACCAUCAUAGCCAACUCGCCCUGAUCACCAAGUAGCCAUGGCUAUGAGAACCCUAUUUCUAGUAUCCCAUGUCUUAGCAGUAACCCUCCUCUAUGCUUCCCUUGCCCAAGGGCUCAACCCCAAAUGCGAGACAGCGGACCACGGCUCAACCCUCCAAGUCUUCCACGUUUACAGCCCAUGCUCCCCAUUCAAGCCCUCAAAGCCACUCUCAUGGGAUGAGAGUGUGCUCCAAAUGCAGGUCAAGGACCAGGCCAGGCUCCAGUACCUGACGAGCCUUGUGGCCCGCAAAUCUGUCGUGCCGAUUGCCUCCGGCCGGCAAAUCAUACAGAGCCCCACGUAUAUUGUCAGGGCCAAGAUUGGGACACCAGCUCAGACCUUUCUCUUGGCCAUGGACACGAGCAAUGAUGCUGCUUGGAUACCUUGCAGUGGCUGUGUUGGGUGCCCAUCAACGACGUUGUUUGCCUCUGAUAAAUCCACCACCUUCAAGACCCUCGGCUGUGAAGUAGCUCAGUGUAAGCAGGUACCCAACCCCACUUGCGGUGGCAGUGCAUGCAGUUUCAACUUGACCUAUGGCGGAUCCACCAUAGCGGCUAACCUGUCCCAGGACAACAUCACCUUAGCCACUGACUCUGUUCCUGACUAUACCUUCGGCUGCAUACAGAGAGUCACGGGCAGCUCAACGCCACCACAGGGCCUCUUGGGUCUCGGCCGAGGGCCACUCUCUCUUUUAUCCCAGACCCAAAACCUUUACCAAUCCACAUUUUCUUACUGCUUGCCCAGUUUCAAGUCCCUCAACUUUUCUGGGUCUCUGAGGCUCGGCCCUGUUGGGCAGCCCAAGAGGAUCAAGUACACUCCCUUGCUCAGAAACCCUAGAAGAUCAUCACUGUACUAUGUGAACUUAAUUGCAAUUAGGGUUGGUCGGAGAAUCGUGGACAUUCCGGCUGAUGCACUGGCAUUCAAUCCCACGACAGGCGCAGGGACCAUCAUUGAUUCUGGCACUGUCUUCACCCGGCUAGUCCAGCCGGCGUACAUAGCCGUGAGAGACGAGUUCCGAAGGCGUGUGAAUAAGCCAGGAGUGUCAUCCCUAGGUGGCUUCGACACAUGCUACUCGGACCCAAUUGUUGCGCCCACAAUAACAUUCAUGUUCGCAGGCAUGAAUGUGACACUACCACCAGACAACAUACUGAUCCACAGCUCAGCAGGCAGCACCACAUGUUUAGCCAUGGCAGCCGCUCCCGCCAACGUGAACUCGGUGCUCAAUGUGAUAGCCAACAUGCAACAACAGAACCACCGCGUGCUGUUCGACGUUCCCAAUUCGAGGCUUGGCGUGUCUCGUGAGCUCUGCACCUAAUCUUGCUUGUUGGGUUCCCAUGCCAUGUCCUUAGCUCAUGCUCAUGUCAUUUUGGUACCCCAUUUUAUGUAUAAUGUAUUUGGCUUUUUGCCCGGAUUUAGUUCUAAGGUUUAUUAUUAUUAGUAUUAUUUUUUGAAUAAGUUCUAAGGUUUGCUAUUAACUGUACGUGUUUAAAAGGGAUGGAUGAGUAGGUACAAGGUCCAUAUUGAAGUGUCAUUUUGUAGUUUUGUGGUGGAGGUGUGUCACGGGAUUCUCUGUAGCCAUCUUAAUUUGUCUUUAUUUAGGAUGAUCAUCACUAUAUUGGGUAAGGUACAUAGUCACGGGUUGUAUUUUGCACCA
Messenger RNA from Carya illinoinensis, 1792 nucleotides. RefSeq names its product aspartyl protease AED3-like. Gene Ontology annotation, molecular function: aspartic-type endopeptidase activity. Gene Ontology annotation, biological process: proteolysis. The record is from RefSeq and is a predicted model, not a curated record. The transcript is spliced from 3 exons. Lineage: Eukaryota; Viridiplantae; Streptophyta; Magnoliopsida; Fagales; Juglandaceae. The coding region runs from base 140 to 1453 and encodes 437 amino acids.